AUGGCGUUCUCUCUCUCGACGACCCAAAAACUCGGGUGCACCCGCGUGCGCGCGCAGCGCGCGCCCGUCAAGCGCAACGCCGCGCGCAGCGCGCGCACGGUCGUGCCCCGCGCGGCGAGCGCAUCCGCGGACGUGCCGGAUAUGACGAAGCGAAGCGUUAUGAACCUUCUGCUCGUCGGUGCGAUCGGUUUGCCGGCGACGUCGUUGAUCGGCGGCUAUGCCUACUUCUUCGUGCCCCCGAGCGCCGGCGGCGGCGGCGCCGGUCAACCGGCUAAGGACGCGAAUGGUAACGACAUCAAGAAGGGAGAAUGGCUCAAGACGCACUUGCCGGGCGACUACUCGCUCACGCAAGGCUUGAAGGGUGACGCCACGUACUUGAUCGUCAAGCAAGAUGGUUCCCUCACGGACUUCGGGUUGAACGCUGUGUGCACGCACUUGGGCUGCGUCGUCCCGUGGAACAAGGCCGAGAACAAGUUCAAGUGCCCGUGCCACGGCUCCCAGUACAACGCCGACGGGAAGGUGAUUCGCGGUCCGGCUCCACUUUCCUUGGCCCUCGCCCACGUCGUCGUGACGGACUCCGACGUGGUGACGUUUACGCCGUGGACUGAAGCUGACUUCCGGACCGGCCAGAAUCCUCCAUGGUGGAAGUAA
Ostreococcus lucimarinus CCE9901 is the source of this 651-nucleotide messenger RNA. It is a transcript of the gene PETC, whose product is annotated as Rieske iron-sulfur protein of cytochrome b6f. The transcript has 2 exons. NCBI's taxonomy places the organism in Eukaryota, Viridiplantae, Chlorophyta, Mamiellophyceae, Mamiellales, Bathycoccaceae. The record is from RefSeq and is a predicted model, not a curated record. Gene Ontology annotation, molecular function: 2 iron, 2 sulfur cluster binding. Gene Ontology annotation, cellular component: plasma membrane. The coding region runs from base 1 to 651 and encodes 216 amino acids.